AUGUUUCCAUGCGCUGCAAACAGUACCAGUAGUAGCAGCAGGAUCAGCAACAGCAACAGCACCAUAAUGAAGUUCUACCUGUUUUUGGCCAUCGUCGUGUGCGAAUCGUGCAAUUAUUUUUCCCACGCCGAAUAUGACUCCCUGGUCGAGUUGGCGUCCGGUGGCGAGCUUGGAUCGCUUACCGGUGGCCAUCGGCUCACACUGGAGGACUCAUCCGAGGCCGGCGAAUGGUCCCCGGUGUAUCCGUGGAAUGCGGCCAUCAAACGAAGUGCCAAGGCGGACAUUCAGACGCGCCGCCGCAGUGCCCUCGACAAGAACUUUAUGCGCUUUGGACGCUCGGACAAGGACAUGCUGCGGCAGGCGCGCGCCAAUCUGAUGCGGUUUGGUCGACCGGAUCGUAACUUUUUACGGUUCGGACGUGAUCCAUACGCGGCGCUACUUCACGAGGAGGAACUUAGCAAGGAGUACGCCACAUCAACCGAGCAGCUCGAACCAGCGAACGGACCAGGCGACGAACCCGCAGCCACAAAGCGUAACGGUGGGCUUGGCGCCUCGGAGGAAAUGUUAAACACGGGCCUGUCGGAAUCGGGCGAACAGAUCAAACCGAAGCAGAUACUUUACAUACGGCGCGACUCGCCGAAGAAUCUGAUGCGUUUCGGGAAGCGACGCUCGACCGGUUCCGGCUAUAUGCGGUUCGGUCGGGCCGGGAACUUGAUGCGGUUCGGGCGGGCAAGCGACGAACCCGCGGUCGCACUGCUGGCAAGCACCCAGUUCGGACGAUCGGCCCGUGCCGGACCGAAUCUGAUGCGAUUCGGGCGGGCCGGCAAUCUGAUGCGCUUUGGACGGGCUGGCAAUGGAACCGGUACGCGAACAACCGCCGAAGAGCCGAACGCUACCGUCCCGUCCCAGCUCCCAGACGCACUGCCGGCAAAUCUGGCCGAGCUGUUCGAGAAGGAACCGGACCGAGUGUUGCUGGACGCAAUAGAAGCCGCCGAAGCGAACGAGCGUCUUCCGCUGUACAUAGUGGAGAAGUAG
This is a messenger RNA of Anopheles marshallii, 1035 nucleotides long. It is a transcript of the gene FMRFa, whose product is annotated as FMRF-amide neuropeptides. Lineage: Eukaryota; Metazoa; Arthropoda; Insecta; Diptera; Culicidae. The coding region runs from base 1 to 1035 and encodes 344 amino acids. Gene Ontology annotation, biological process: neuropeptide signaling pathway. The transcript is spliced from 2 exons. The record is from RefSeq and is a predicted model, not a curated record.